CCUUCAAUGGGCAUGAUGGGAAACCACAUGAAUGGCGGUAUGGGGCACAUGGGCCCUGGAGGAGACUCCAGAUACACCCCUGAUCCCUACCGGGGCGCCGUAAGGGGCGGCCAAGCCGGGGCUGAUAUUAUUAGAACUAGGAACACCACAGCUCACCAGUCGUCAACGAGACGCCGGAUUGUCGUGGGGGUUUAUUCUUACGAAGCCCGAGAACAGAGUGAUGUCUCUUUCAGGAAAGGUGACAGGAUGGAAGUCCUGGACGACUCGGAAUCUGAUUGGUGGCGCGUUUUGCACUUAACCACCAGACAGGAGGGAUUGAUUCCUUGGAAUUUUGUUGCAGAAGAACGCAGCGUCGAGAGCGAAGAUUGGUUCUUCGAUCACAUCUCUCGUAAAGAAGCAGACAAGCUCCUGCUGUCCGAUGAGAACCCACGAGGUACUUUUCUGGUCAGGCCUUCGGAACACAAUCCUCAAGGCUAUUCGUUGAGUGUGAAGGACUGGGAGGAGCAACGGGGCUAUCAUGUGAAACACUACAAGAUCAAACCUUUGGAUAAUGGUGGAUUCUAUAUUGCAACGAACCAGACAUUCCCUAGUCUGCCUGCACUGGUCUUGGCUUAUACGAAAAACGCCCUCGGCCUCUGCCAUGUCCUCUCUCGGCCCUGCCCCAAGCCGCAGCCCCAGAUGUGGGACUUGGGCCCUGAAUUGCGGGACAAAUGGGAAAUCCCGCGAUCAGAAAUCAAACUGAUUCGAAAAUUAGGCCACGGCAACUUCGGCGAAGUCUACUACGGCAAAUGGCGAAACAAUAUCGAAGUCGCCGUCAAAACCUUAAAAGAAGGCACCAUGUCUACCCAGGCGUUCCUGCAGGAGGCCAGCAUCAUGAAGAAGUUCAGACAUAAUCGACUGGUGGCCCUGUAUGCUGUCUGUUCACAGGAGGAACCCAUUUACAUAGUCCAGGAGUACAUGUCUAAAGGAAGUUUGUUGGACUUCUUGAGGAAUGGUGAUGGUAAAUAUUUGCAGUUCGAAGAUUUGAUUUACAUAGCUGCACAAAUAGCUAGUGGUAUGGAGUAUUUGGAACUGAAGCAGCUGAUCCACCGAGACUUGGCAGCCAGGAAUGUUCUCAUAGGUGAAAACAACGUCGCCAAAAUUUGCGACUUCGGCUUAGCUCGUGUAAUAGAAGACAACGAAUACUGCCCUAAGCAAGGAUCACGCUUCCCUGUCAAAUGGACAGCACCCGAAGCAAUAGUCUAUUGUAGAUUCUCAAUCAAAUCAGACGUCUGGUCUUAUGGAAUCUUGUUAAUGGAACUGUUUACCUACGGACAAGUUCCUUAUCCUGCAAUGCACACUAAGGAAGUCAUCGAAAAGAUUGAGAAGGGCUACAGGAUGCCCAAACCGACGAAACAUCAUCUACCAGAUGAUAUCUAUCGGAUAAUGUUGCAGUGCUGGGAUGCUGUACCCGAAAAGAGGCCGACGUUUGAGUUUUUAAAUCACUACUUCGAAUCAUUUACUGUGACCUCGGAAAUUCCAUACAGGGAAGUACAGGAUUAA
Messenger RNA from Ctenocephalides felis (cat flea), 1542 nucleotides. Its product is annotated as tyrosine-protein kinase Src64B-like. Gene Ontology annotation, biological process: cell differentiation; cell surface receptor protein tyrosine kinase signaling pathway; protein phosphorylation. Gene Ontology annotation, molecular function: signaling receptor binding; ATP binding; non-membrane spanning protein tyrosine kinase activity. The record is from RefSeq and is a predicted model, not a curated record. NCBI's taxonomy places the organism in Eukaryota, Metazoa, Arthropoda, Insecta, Siphonaptera, Pulicidae. The coding region runs from base 7 to 1542 and encodes 511 amino acids. Gene Ontology annotation, cellular component: extrinsic component of cytoplasmic side of plasma membrane. The transcript has 4 exons.